This is a messenger RNA of Leucoraja erinaceus (little skate), 897 nucleotides long. RefSeq names its product gamma-crystallin S-1-like. Gene Ontology annotation, molecular function: structural constituent of eye lens. NCBI's taxonomy places the organism in Eukaryota, Metazoa, Chordata, Chondrichthyes, Rajiformes, Rajidae. The annotation marks the transcript as partial. The transcript is spliced from 2 exons. The record is from RefSeq and is a predicted model, not a curated record. Gene Ontology annotation, biological process: visual perception; lens development in camera-type eye.
AAAAUAAUAACUCACCUGUUUAAUUCCCCACAGAUCAUCUUCUACGAGGACAGGAACUUCCAGGGUCGGCACUAUGAGUGCAGCACCGACUGUGCCGACCUGUCCCCUUACUUCAGCCGCUGUAACUCCAUCCGUGUGGACAGUGACUGGUGGGUGGCGUACGAGAGACCCAACUACAUGGGGUACCAGUAUGUCCUGAACAGGGGGGAGUAUCCUGACUACCAGCGCUGGAUGGGAUUCAACGACUGUGUCAAGUCAUGCCGCAGUUACCCUCAGGUGCGAGGCAACUACAGGAUGAAAAUUUACGAGAGGCCUGACUUUGGAGGACAGAUGAUGGAAUUCAUGGACGACUGUCCCUCCGUCUACGAUCGUUUCCGUAACCGUGACAUUCACUCCUGCCACGUGAUGGAUGGUUACUGGAUCUUCUAUGAACAAGCCAACUACAGAGGCCGACAGUACUUCAUGAGACCCGGGGAGUACAGGAAAUACAAUGACUGGGGCGGAUACAACUCCACCAUCGGGUCUUUCAGGCGCAUGAGGGACUUCUAAUUCCUCUUUGCAAAAUAGAUUUUGUCACAAUGACAGAUUUCAGAAUAUAAUAAAACAUGCUAACUGUUAUAUUUUGACGUGCUUUUGUGUCACUUCCACUACUCCUCUGAAGAUGCACAUUACGGAAUGGGUAAAAGAUGUUUAGAUUAUCUUGGAGAACGAGAGAAUGCACCAAACAAACGAUUUCACACCAAAAUCCUUAUGUAACUCAGUCAGCUGUUCAUUUGGAUGCUUCCCAGCCCUUUUAAUGUAAAGUAGCUGGUAGAUCACAAAUUAAGCAAUUGUAUGAGUAAAUAUGAAGAACAUAGUUUGAUCACAUAGGCCCUUGCCCUUAACAUUAGGGAAGUU